AUGAACCUGACAGUCAAAAGACUUUCUCAGACUAGAUGGAGUGCACAUCAUGAUGCCGUAAAGCCUCUCAAGAAACAAUUUGAGAAGCUGAUCAUAGCUCUGGAAACAUUGAUGGAUCAGAGAGAAAAUGUUGACACAAGAGGAUCAGCUAAAGUUUUGCUUAAAGCUGUAUGUGAUUUUUAUUUUUUGGGUUAUCUUUGUUUUUGGUGUGAUGUACUGGAAGAAGUGAAUCUCACACAGAAGUAUUUGCAAACACAAGGAGUAAGUCUUGAAAAGUGCACUGUAAAGCUCAAUGGUUUGAAAUUGUUUCUUCGAGGUCAGCGGAAUGAAAUUGUGGAGAUAGCGAUUCAAUAUGCAACUACACAAUGUGAAGAAAUGGGCAUCUCCAUGGAAACAAGAGGGAGGAUAAGACGUAAGAAAAUGAUGCCAGGAGAGAUGGCUAGGGAUGCUGGACUGACAAUGGAAGAGGAAAUGAGGAGAUCAAUGUUUGAAUGUUUAGAUCGAUUUAGUCUAGAAUUGGAUGCUCGUUCAGAGGCCAUGGAUAACAUCGUGUCAAUAUUUGCAGCUAUUCAGCCAAGCUACUUGCUUUCUGCAAAAGAAGAACAACUUCAGGGGAGUAUUUAA
Molecule: messenger RNA, 624 nt
Organism: Homarus americanus (American lobster)
Lineage: Eukaryota; Metazoa; Arthropoda; Malacostraca; Decapoda; Nephropidae
Exons: 1
Coding region: 1-624 (207 amino acids)
Source: RefSeq, a predicted model, not a curated record